AAGUAUUGUACUGUGUGUGUUCUCACGGUGGGAAGGUGAAGUUGUAUUUGUUUUCUGUAGCUCAUUCAAAACGUGUUUCUUUUACCCAACAGUACAUUUAAAACUAAUAUUUUUUUUGUUUAACGUUGGCUAAAGAUAAAAUUAUAUCCGUACAAGUGGGAUGUUAGUUGGCUACAGCAGCAGCUCCGAAGAAGAAAAUGAAAUUAUACAAAACGGAAAGCGAAAAGGUGAAAAUCACCAAAAUGACAACAGCUCGCUGGAUAAUAAAAGAUGCAGAAAAGAAGCAGGUUGUGUAUUGAAAGUCACUCGGCUCCAGUCAGUGACAGACGGCAAAAAGUCCCCCAGCCAUGCGAAGGGAGAGGAAGCAAGGCCACCCCAGCAGUGUGUCCCAGAGCAACGACCCCGCCUGCCUAUGCCAGGCAGUGUGCUGAACAUGUUCAAGGAGACAGAGGAGGAAGAAGGGUUUGAGGACCGCACCCAAUAUGGAGGACGGAUACGCUCCUUUGCACAUGAGCGAGGAAACUGGGCCACUUAUGUAUACCUGCCAUACCUAGCUGAAGAGGAGUCUCUGGAGUUGGUUGAUCAGCUGAUCUCGGGAGCAGGGGCCCAUGGUGUCUCACUAACCAGAAUGGAGGAGUUUCACAUCAGCCUGUCACAAACUGUCAUUCUGCGCCAUCACUGGAUAGAACCCUUCGUCCUGUCACUGAAGGAGGGCCUGGCCUCUGGCAGAAGGUUCCUGUGUGUUGCAGACAGAUUGAAGGUCUACACAAACCAGGAGAGAACCCGGACCUUCUUGGGGCUGGAGGUGAGAGCAGGACAUGCUCAGGUGCUGGAGAUGGUCCGAGUGAUCGACAGGACCAUGCAGGAGUUCAACCUGAGCACGUUUCACCAGAAUCCGUCAUUCCACAUCAGCCUGGCCUGGUGUGUGGGUGACUGCUCUGAGAGCCUACGAGGGUGUUGUCAAGAACUGCAGAAUAUAGUUGAUGAUUUUGAAGAUAGUGCUUCCCUGUUGAGAUUUUCUGGACAUGAAAUUCGCUGCAAGUCUGGGAAUAAAUUCUUCUCCUUCCCACUGCUCUGAUGUGGAGUGUAAAUCUGCAGGAAUUGGACAUGAAACUGGGAACGGAUGGUAUCAUAUUCACCCCUUAUUACACCCAAACUACAAUAGGUAUCCCUGCAUGAACAAUACAGGGAACUGGAGCUGCAGAGGUAUUCUGGGAUUUUAAAAUUGCCUUUUACAUUCUAUAUUUAUGAAAAUACUGUAAAAUAAAAUGUAUUUUUUAAAUAUUGUUCCUUUUCUACUGCAGGAAUUGCAUGGCUACAUUUUAGGUUAGCUUGGUCCACCCUCCCAAAUAAAACCUGUACCCCUUAUGAGAUUAGAGAUCUGAGCUCUAACAGGCAGGAAAUGUACCGAAUUGGCACUAGCCUACCACUUUCAGAAUGCAUGCCAAGAGUUGUUGUAAAAGUAGCCAUUGUUACCGAGUUUUGUUUGUCAUCUUGGCCUGUAAUUCUGCUUUCAAGCUUCUGAUAAAAAUGUCUGUGUAAUAACUUGUGAAAAUUGAUAGCACCACUGUAUCCUCUGGUACUGACAAGAUCCCAAAAAGAAAGUAACAAAACAAGUGAUGAUGUGUAGUUGCUUUAUGCUUGUGAGGGGGGAAAAAAACCAACAACAAUUUAAAUUAUUUUUUUGUUUAUUGGGAAAGUACAUUUAUAAAAAUCAUUUGGGGGGGAGAAAAAAAAAAAAGACACCUUGCCCUUUACGUUCCUAGACAAAAUUUAAGAUUACUGACAGGCUCUUUUUAAUCCUGUGGCUAGAAAUAAAACACUGAUAAUGCACGUUGUUCAUUGUCUCCCUGCAUUGUGCAGACAAUAAUAUAAAGUUUGGCCCACAAUCUUGGCUGCUAAUCAAGGUUUACCAUAUACAGUAUUUAUGUUACAUAUUCAUCUGCCACUGAUGCCAAGUUAUGAGUAUCCAAUGGGGAAGAUGCUAUAAACAAUUGUUAAAUCUUGAAUUCUUUGUAGUGGUGGUGGUGGUGGGGAUUUAGACUUCCCAAAAUAUUGUGCUUGGAGGCAUUAUUCAUUAUCAGAAAUACAGUAAACUGGUACAAUGGCACAGAUAAAAACAUGACAUUUUUCUGGGGCACACGGAAUUGAUUCAGAAAUAUACAAAAGACUAAAAAUAUAUACCCCCCCAGUGCUGCAAAUGGGAAAUGUUAUAUAAUUUUGGCCUGGUGUAGGUAUGUUGGUAAAAUACAUAUUCACACCAAUGACAUAAAA
Messenger RNA from Polyodon spathula (Mississippi paddlefish), 2274 nucleotides. RefSeq names its product U6 snRNA biogenesis 1 (gene usb1). The transcript is spliced from 7 exons. The coding region runs from base 161 to 1078 and encodes 305 amino acids. NCBI's taxonomy places the organism in Eukaryota, Metazoa, Chordata, Actinopteri, Acipenseriformes, Polyodontidae. Gene Ontology annotation, biological process: U6 snRNA 3'-end processing. Gene Ontology annotation, molecular function: 3'-5'-RNA exonuclease activity. The record is from RefSeq and is a predicted model, not a curated record. Gene Ontology annotation, cellular component: nucleus.